AUGGUAGGGUUUGGUAAUAUAAUACCUAACAAGUUUCUCGGCCUUUUGCUUUUGAUGAUACUGAUGUUUCUUCUUAGCUCAUCAUCCUCAUCUCAAGUAGCAGCAAAGGAAUUUUCUAUUGGUGGUAAAGAUGGUUGGGUUGUGAAACCUUCCGAAUAUUACAAUCAAUGGGCUCAAGAAAACAAGUUUCAAGUCAAUGACAUUCUAUAUUUCAAGUACAAGAAAGGGGACGAUUUAGUUCUGGUCGGUCACUUUUUCUUUAUUAGUGGUAACGUUGACAACUGCAAAAAUGGUCAAAAGCUUAUAAUUUUUGCCAUCGCCGUAAGAGAGACACUUUCUCAGGCUACACCACCUUCCCGGUCACCGGCAAGUGUCUCAUAUAGACAUGGAGGAGGGGAUGGCGGAGGUUGGAGUGGAGGAGUAAAUGAUGACAAUAGAUGCACCCAGCCAUGUUGUACCCUAACUUUUUGCACUUGUUGCUAA
This is a messenger RNA of Gastrolobium bilobum, 483 nucleotides long. Its product is annotated as early nodulin-like protein 3. Gene Ontology annotation, molecular function: electron transfer activity. Lineage: Eukaryota; Viridiplantae; Streptophyta; Magnoliopsida; Fabales; Fabaceae. Bases 1 to 483 code for a protein of 160 amino acids. The record is from RefSeq and is a predicted model, not a curated record. Gene Ontology annotation, cellular component: plasma membrane. The transcript has 3 exons.